GAAAAUAAUACAAUAAUUGCAUAAAGAAAGAGUCAGCAGCACAUGGAGAGAAGAAUGAAGGGUGGUGUCUCCCCUCGUCUCCUCUUCCACUCUUUAAAAACGAAACAAAACAAAGUCAUCGUCUUCCUUCCUUCCUCAGAUUGAGAGAAAAAUGGAGAAAACAAAUCCAAGACGACCUUCAAGCAGCGUCCUCCCCUACGAAACACCGAGACUACGCGAUCACUACCUCCUCGGCAAAAAGCUAGGCCAGGGCCAAUUCGGCACCACCUAUCUCUGCACAGAGAAAUCCUCCUCCGCCAACUACGCCUGCAAAUCGAUCCCCAAGCGCAAGCUCGUGUGCCGCGAGGAUUACGAGGAUGUGUGGAGAGAGAUUCAGAUCAUGCACCAUCUCUCCGAGCACCCCAACGUUGUCCGGAUCAAGGGGACUUACGAGGACUCCGUGUUUGUUCACAUUGUCAUGGAGGUUUGUGAAGGCGGGGAGCUUUUCGAUCGGAUUGUUUCCAAAGGGCAUUUCAGCGAGCGGGAGGCUGCUAAGCUGAUUAAGACGAUUCUUGGCGUUGUCGAGGCGUGUCAUUCGCUGGGUGUUAUGCAUAGAGAUCUCAAGCCUGAGAAUUUCUUGUUUGAUAGCCCUAAUGAUGAUGCUAAGCUUAAGGCUACGGACUUUGGUUUGUCUGUCUUCUACAAGCCAGGGCAGUAUCUGUAUGAUGUAGUGGGAAGUCCGUACUACGUUGCUCCCGAGGUUCUCAAAAAAUGUUAUGGACCAGAGAUAGACGUGUGGAGCGCUGGUGUUAUCCUUUACAUCUUACUAAGUGGUGUUCCUCCUUUCUGGGCAGGUAAGUUUAUAAAAAAGACAGUACUUUUGUUAUUACAUUGCUUGUGUGAUUUAUGCUUCUUUGUUCUCAUUUGCUUUGCAGAAACUGAGUCAGGAAUCUUUAGACAGAUUUUGCAAGGGAAGCUAGAUUUCAAAUCUGACCCGUGGCCCACUAUCUCAGAAGGUGCCAAAGAUUUGAUUUACAAAAUGCUUGAUAGGAGCCCCAAGAAACGCAUUUCUGCACAUGAAGCAUUGUGCCACCCGUGGAUCGUUGAUGAGCAGGCAGCACCAGACAAGCCUCUUGAUCCAGCAGUCUUGUCUCGACUAAAGCAGUUCUCACAGAUGAACAAGAUUAAGAAAAUGGCCUUGCGGGUAAUCGCUGAGAGACUCUCGGAGGAAGAGAUUGGUGGUCUGAAGGAAUUGUUCAAGAUGAUAGAUACAGACAACAGUGGAACAAUCACCUUUGAGGAGCUUAAAGCUGGUCUGAAGAGAGUCGGAUCUGAACUAAUGGAAUCAGAAAUCAAGUCUCUUAUGGAUGCGGCGGAUAUAGAUAACAGUGGGACGAUAGACUAUGGUGAGUUUCUAGCAGCGACACUACACAUGAACAAGAUGGAGAGAGAGGAGAAUUUGGUGGUUGCAUUCUCAUACUUUGAUAAAGACGGUAGUGGUUAUAUAACCAUUGAUGAGCUUCAACAAGCCUGCACUGAGUUUGGUCUCUGUGACACUCCUCUUGAUGACAUGAUCAAGGAGAUUGAUCUUGACAAUGAUGGGAGGAUUGAUUUCUCGGAGUUUACUGCUAUGAUGAAGAAAGGAGAUGGAGUUGGAAGGAGCAGAACCAUGAUGAAAAACUUGAACUUCAAUAUAGCUGAUGCUUUUGGGGUUGAGGAAACCAGCACUGCUGAACCUGAUGUUAAACCAAACUAA
Molecule: messenger RNA, 1735 nt
Organism: Eruca vesicaria subsp. sativa (arugula)
Lineage: Eukaryota; Viridiplantae; Streptophyta; Magnoliopsida; Brassicales; Brassicaceae
Source: the annotation of a GenBank genome assembly